AAAUUGUAUCAUAUUUUUCGAUAUUUAUCUUAUUAAUAAUUCGUUUACAUAGCGAUUAACGAGUUAGCAUUGGAAUGUCAUAAAAUAGGUGCUCUCUUGUUUAACCACAAGUCUCAAGUCACGUAACAGGAAAAAUAUCCAUCAAACUUUAUCCGUAUAUCCGGAAAAUGUGAACUCAAGUACCGAGAAUACUGGCGAAUCUCAAGAAAACGCGCUUUCGGUUUCAGUCGCAUUUUCGUCGUCAAUCCAGUCACUCCAUAUCGCCUGUGUCGCAGACGCGAAAAAUAGAAUCAAAAUGGGGCGAUAAACAAGCCGAACUCAUAAAUCCUAUCAAUCAGAACAGUUUAACAUUGAAAAGGAUUGAACAAAAAUCUACAAAGGCGAUUUUAAAAUUCUGGAAUAGACUGAAGCCUCGCAAAAGCGCGAGGAAGAAAAUAGAACCUCCUGCGAGUAAACCAUUAGCUUCUGUGUAGGUUAAAAUGCUUGAUGAAAUUCAUUUUUCCAAUGCUUCUCAAAAAUUAUAUUUACAAAAAUAUGAUAUUAACAAUGAUGAAAUGUUAAUUUAUUUCAGAUGGAAUUUUAAUAAUGUUGAAAAAAAAAUGAGCGCUAGAUCACAACGUGGGAAUCACGACACGUCGGCCAGCAAACGACUUCAUAGCCCGCGUAUCAAUCCAAAAAAUCGCGGACCAAGACCUCAUAUAACAUAUGAUUACGAUGCUGCGAUCAGUCAACCGGAUGUACCGAGUUUGAUUGAUUAUAAGAAACUCGGUCGUGGGGCGAUGGUUAGUGGAGUCCUGCUUAAAAAGAGAACUUUAAAAAAACGAAUUAAGCCAAGAAAGAAUUUUCAGAAAAGAUCACAGGAUUUCAAAACGAAACCGUUGGUCCAAAAAAAAGGUAUGCGAUUGCCUGGUAGUAAAACCGGGAAUCCAGCGAACAAAACGGUUGGAUCUUCUAAUAAUUUUGACAAAGAUCAUGUCGAUGAAAAAGAAGAUAUUAUCAAUGAUACUAUCGACGAUUUGUCAAACAUAUUGAAGGAUACAACGAUAGAGGCGACCGAGAAUGAUAACGAUAGUGAAAUUAUAGAGGAGAAAAUAAAAAAUCCGAAAUUAGAUGAUUUCGAAUGUGUUGCAACAAAGUCACCAAUCACAGUCAAAUGCAGUAAAAUUCCUCGCGCGAAGAUUACUAUUUUUCCGGCUCAUACGCUUCAUGAAUCCCAUGCGACCAAGUUGAAAAUAAAGGAAUCUCUUCACUUGAAACAUCCGACGACUGGUAUCGACAUUAUUGAGAUCACGGACAACGAGAUGAAAAAAGGAUGCUGUAAAGAAGAAAGUAAAAAAGAUGUGGUUCGUUUUGAUUGCGAAAUACCAAAAGAAACAAAUUUGGAACAAAGAUGAGACUUCGACGUUAGAGGCGGAUGAAGAAUGUCAUGGAAUGACGUCGACCGACGAAUCCCCUCUUUUUAGCAGCAUCGAUGAUCCCCGUGUUUUAACGAUCUUACGAAGUUUGAAACUAAACUGUCCUUGUAGAUCAUGUACCGAACAAACUCUGCCUUUGAGCAUUCGACAAGAAGAUGACAGCGAUUUAAAGAGUUCAUCUCCGGAAGAAAUUAGAAAGAAAAAAUGGUUGAGAUAAUAUUUACUUGAAACUGUAAGAGUGAAAAAAAUGAAUAUUAUAAUGAUUGCACAUGAUUAUCAACAGGUCGUUGAAACAUCGAAAGUAUGUUUAUACAAGUACCGAAGAUAUGGAUGUUUCAUCUGAUUGCAGUAAAAAAGGAAGAAAAAUUCGAUAUAAAUCGAAGAAUAUUCUGAAUCAGCGUAUUAAAGCAAGUUCGAUAAUACACACAACUCCGAAAAUUUCUCAUCGUCGACGAACAAGUUUUUCCUUUUUUAACACUCUUUUUGAUAUUGUUUUUUGGCCUUAUCUAUUUCUGAAAACAAAUCGGUGAAAGCUUAUUUUUUUUUUUAUUAAAAAAAAAAAAAAA
Apis dorsata (giant honeybee) is the source of this 1981-nucleotide messenger RNA. RefSeq lists its product as uncharacterized. The record is from RefSeq and is a predicted model, not a curated record. The transcript has 5 exons. Lineage: Eukaryota; Metazoa; Arthropoda; Insecta; Hymenoptera; Apidae. The coding region runs from base 480 to 1394 and encodes 304 amino acids.